UGAGAGAGGUCAUUGGAAAGUGAGCACAGAGCUACCUGGGCUGGUUCGGGGGACAGAAAGAUACUUUAUUGCUACCAGCUAUUCCGGUACCGGAGUAGAUCCAGCGGAAUCUAAAAGGUAUUUAGCGACUAAACUAACCAAGACGAAAUGCUUCGUCUCGUCCUGCGGCUGAGGAAUUCUUCAGCGAUUCCCCGGUGCCGUGGUGCCCUACCUGGGCCUGCCCUGAGCUCUCGCCCCUCUCCGGGACCUUGUCAUCUGAGGCGUUACCACGGUUUUGUCCGGUCAAGGGCUGUUUGCAAUGGAGGUAGUUUGAACACCGUGGUGCUCGCCAGCAGAACGGCCCUGUUGCAAGCCCCCCUGCCCGCCAGCAGCACCCAGCGCUUCUACAGCCUACCACCGCACCAGAAGGUGGAGACGGACAAGGCCACGGUGGGGUUUGAGCUGUUGGAGGACUGUUACCUGGCCAAGAUCCUGGUACCUGAAGGAACUAGAGACGUCACCGUGGGAGCAGUCAUCUGCAUCACCGUCGACAGUGCUGAUCUGAUCCCAGCCUUUAAGGACCUGACGUUGGACAAGCUGGCUGCUAGCUCUGCCCCUUCUGCAGCUGCCCCUCCCCCCCCCACUGCUGUCGCCCCUGGCAGCUCCCUACCAACCCACAUGAAGGUGUGUCUGCCAGCCCUGUCUCCUACGAUGACCAUGGGGACAGUGCAGCGCUGGGAGAAGAAGGUUGGAGAGAAACUCAGUGAAGGAGAUCUACUGGCAGAGAUAGAGACCGACAAGGCUACCAUCGGGUUUGAGGUGCAGGAGGAGGGUUACCUGGCGAAGAUCAUGGUGUCUGAGGGAACGCGUGAUGUUCCUCUGGGCGCUCCUCUCUGCAUCAUCGUGGAGAAGGAGAGUGACAUCGCUGCCUUCAGCGACUAUGUAGAGGCAGCAGGGGCUGAUGUCUCCACCCCACCGCCUGCUCCUGCACCGGUUGUAGCCCCCACUCCUGCAGCAGCUAGCCCAGCUCAUGUGGCCCCGGCAACCCCAAGGAAAGGCCGUGUCUUCGCCAGCCCGCUAGCCAAGAAGCUCGCUGCUGAGAAGGGCAUUGACCUGGCCCUGGUCAGCGGCUCCGGUCCUGAUGGUCGAGUCACCAGGAAAGACAUUGAGACCUUCGUCCCCCCCAAGGCUGCUCCUGCUGCUCCUGUUGCUGCAGCGCCUCCUUCCCCGGCUAGCCACGCCCCUACAUCUCCCCCGGGUGUUGCCGCGCCAACAGGCACCUUCACUGACGUUCCUAUCAGCAACAUCCGCAGGGUGAUAGCCCAGAGGUUGAUGCAGUCUAAGCAGACCAUUCCCCACUACUACCUGUCUGUUGACGUCAACAUGGACCACGUCCUAGAACUACGCAUGGAGCUCAACGCUGAGGUAAAGGCCCAGAACAUCAAGCUGAGUGUGAAUGAUUUCAUCAUUAAAGCCAGCUCUCUGGCCUGCCUCAAGGUCCCGGAAGCCAACUCCCAAUGGCUCGACUCUGUCAUCCGACAGAACCAUGUGGUGGACGUGAGUGUGGCGGUGAGUACACCCAACGGUCUGAUAACGCCCAUCGUGUUCAACGCCCACACCAAAGGACUGGCUGCUAUCAGCUCUGAUGUCUCAGCCCUGGCUGCCAAGGCCCGCGACGGGAAACUGCAGCCGCAUGAGUUCCAGGGAGGCACGUUUACCAUCUCUAACCUGGGAAUGUUUGGUGUCAAGAACUUCUCAGCGAUCAUCAACCCUCCCCAGGCCUGUAUACUGGCAGUAGGGGGCUCAGAGAAGAGACUGCUGCCCGCAGACAAUGAGAAAGGGUUUGACGUGGCCAGCAUGAUGUCGGUGACGUUAAGUUGUGACCAUCGCGUGGUGGACGGAGCAGUCGGAGCUCAGUGGCUCGCAGAGUUCAGGAAGUUCCUGGAGAAGCCUGUCACCAUGCUACUCUGAUUGGAUAACACCCUCACCAGGCCACACUGUGGUUGGCUGGAGCCGUCGCCAAGCUGAUUGGUGGAAACCGUUCAUCAUGUUUCUGUGAUUGGCUGGCCCACCACAAGGACACUCCCCCUCCCCCUUAAAGGGGUGAGGCAGGACUCACUCCCCUCAGAAUAUCAGACACGUUUCCCUCUUCCUCUGUCUCUCCCCCCUCCAUAACUGUAUUUAUUGACAAAGUUACAGUUUAGCCCAGAGGCUGUGAUGUCACUACAACAUGUUGUUUAUAAAGGUAACUGUUACAGUUGGGAGAAGAUUGUGUUUAAAGUAAAAAAAGAUGAGAUUGGAGCUAAGAGUACGUUAGCAGAGAGAGAGACCUGAAGACACACACAGACAAACACACACACACACACUAGCCCAGCCCCUCUGAUCAGCCUGCUAUGUAGAACCAGUAUAGACACACACUAGCCCAGCCCCUCUGAUCAGCCUGCUAUGUAGAACCAGUAUAGACACACACUAGCCCAGCCCCUCUGAUCAGCCUGCUAUGUAGAACCAGUAUAGACACACACUAGCCCAGCCCCUCUGAUCAGCCUGCUAUGUAGAACCAGUAUAGACACACACUAGCCCAGCCCCUCUGAUCAGCCUGCUAUGUAGAACCAGUAUAGACACACACUAGCCCAGCCCCUCUGAUCAGCCUGCUAUGUAGAACCAGUAUAGAGACACACUAGCCCAGCCCCUCUGAUCAGCCUGCUAUGUAGAACCAGAAUAGACACACACUAGCCCAGCCCCUCUGAUCAGCCUGCUAUGUAGAACCAGUAUAGAGACACACUAGCCCAGCCCCUCUGAUCAGCCUGCUAUGUAGAACCAGUAUAGACACACACUAGCCCAGCCCCUCUGAUCAGCCUGCUAUGUAGAACCAGUAUAGACACACACUAGCCCAGCCCCUCUGAUCAGCCUGCUAUGUAGAACCAGUAUAGACACACACUAGCCCAGCCCCUCUGAUCAGCCUGCUAUGUAGAACCAGUAUAGAGACACACUAGCCCAGCCCCUCUGAUCAGCCUGCUAUGUAGAACCAGUAUAGAGACACACUAGCCCAGCCCCUCUGAUCAGCCUGCUAUGUAGAACCAGUAUAGACACACACUAGCCCAGCCCCUCUGAUCAGCCUGCUAUGUAGAACCAGUAUAGACACACACUAGCCCAGCCCCUCUGAUCAGCCUGCUAUGUAGAACCAGUAUAGACACACACUAGCCCAGCCCCUCUGAUCAGCCUGCUAUGUAGAACCAGUAUAGACACACACUAGCCCAGCCCCUCUGAUCAGCCUGCUAUGUAGAACCAGUAUAGACACACACUAGCCCAGCCCCUCUGAUCAGCCUGCUAUGUAGAACCAGUAUAGAGACACACUAGCCCAGCCCCUCUGAUCAGCCUGCUAUGUAGAACCAGUAUAGACACACACUAGCCCAGCCCCUCUGAUCAGCCUGCUAUGUAGAACCAGUAUAGACACACACUAGCCCAGCCCCUCUGAUCAGCCUGCUAUGUAGAACCAGUAUAGAGACACACUAGCCCAGCCCCUCUGAUCAGCCUGCUAUGUAGAACCAGUAUAGACACACACUAGCCCAGCCCCUCUGAUCAGCCUGCUAUGUAGAACCAGUAUAGAGACACACUAGCCCAGCCCCUCUGAUCAGCCUGCUAUGUAGAACCAGUAUAGAGACACACUAGCCCAGCCCCUCUGAUCAGCCUGCUAUGUAGAACAAGUAUAGACACACACUAGCCCAGCCCCUCUGAUCAGCCUGCUAUGUAGAACCAGUAUAGACACACACUAGCCCAGCCCCUCUGAUCAGCCUGCUAUGUAGAACCAGUAUAGACACACACUAGCCCAGCCCCUCUGAUCAGCCUGCUAUGUAGAACCAGAAUAGACACACACUAGCCCAGCCCCUCUGAUCAGCCUGCUAUGUAGAACCAGUAUAGACACACACUAGCCCAGCCCCUCUGAUCAGCCUGCUAUGUAGAACCAGUAUAGACACACACUAGCCCAGCCCCUCUGAUCAGCCUGCUAUGUAGAACCAGAAUAGACACACACUAGCCCAGCCCCUCUGAUCAGCCUGCUAUGUAGAACCAGU
Molecule: messenger RNA, 4049 nt
Organism: Salvelinus namaycush (lake trout)
Lineage: Eukaryota; Metazoa; Chordata; Actinopteri; Salmoniformes; Salmonidae
Gene: dlat
Product: dihydrolipoamide S-acetyltransferase (E2 component of pyruvate dehydrogenase complex)
Exons: 13
Coding region: 148-1950 (600 amino acids)
Biological process (GO): pyruvate decarboxylation to acetyl-CoA
Cellular component (GO): pyruvate dehydrogenase complex
Molecular function (GO): dihydrolipoyllysine-residue acetyltransferase activity
Source: RefSeq, a predicted model, not a curated record